This is a messenger RNA of Dicrocoelium dendriticum, 1300 nucleotides long. The record is from the annotation of a GenBank genome assembly. Lineage: Eukaryota; Metazoa; Platyhelminthes; Trematoda; Plagiorchiida; Dicrocoeliidae.
GGGAACCGAACCCCGGUCCCACGGACCGGGCAGAUCAUUGUGCGAAGUUUAAUCUCUGGCUUCUACUUUCUACGAACAUUACACUACUUACAAAAAUUCACAAGUAAUAAAGACAAUAGUUACGUCCGACCACCCGUGCCUUCGCCAUUUGGCUCAUAGCUGAUGCGCGCACAGUGUGACCAAUGAACGUGUUCAAUGCCUUGUUUAUGACACAGCAAGAGGAAGUGAAACGCUCAGCACUGUUAUACCAUACACCAGGCUCUGAUCGCUGGGCCACGUGUCGCGCAUACCAGCCCACCGACUCCCGCGACGUGCGUUGUUUACUCGCCGGGGGUGUGGAUGGAAGAAGAGGAGGCAUGGCCAAGCGAUGAUGUGGUCAAAAGGAAUGCGGCCCUUUCUUCAAAGUUGGCCUUGGUCGGAGCAUCUCAGCUCCCUGGUAGGGGACCGAAGGACUAUGAACAUGUUUGGCUGGAUACACUUGUUGAGAUAGCUAGGAACUGACCUCAACGGCGUUUGUGCUGUGAGUUUCUUUGUCCCUCCCCUCUAAUCGCGAUCUCAAUUAUUGGGCAUAAUAUGACUUUUGUGGCACAUUAGCCGGUUGUUAGCUCUCCGGAACGAUGUCCAUCCGUUACUGGUGACCCAACCGGCGCGUCGCUGUUGCUUUUUUCUUUUCUUUUGUAUUUCAGCAUAAUAGCUGAUGUGUUUUCCGUCUGCAGUUAAAGGGUACCAUGAAAGAAUGAAGGACUAUGACGAGCGCGUAUUGCACUGCACUGAACACCCGUUGUUUCCAAGCGACACCGCGCUCAAGCUCAAUGCACACACUAUAUCACUCGGUGCCUUGCCAACACUAGCCGAGGUUUCUUCACAGAUUCCACACGGCGAUCCAGAAUUGAAAUCAGUCAAACAUCAUCUCAGUGACAAUGACAACGCAGAUAGGACGCAGUCACUAAAAAAACCGUUCCUCACUCCGGAGGGUAAGAUUUGGCCCGCCAAGGUACAGACUUCUUCUACCGCGUACUUCUGCUCUAAGUUCACUAAGGAACGACUAGAAUCAAUCCUACGGGAUCGCUAUCUGAAACUUGAAUAUGGGAAAUCUAUCGAUAUCUGGAUCCUAACUCGCAUCGAUCAUUGGGAUCACGAUCAAGAAUGCACGAUUUGCUUGACGGACACAGCGCUUAUCUUCAUGACAUUUAAUUUCAUCACUGAGCAGAUCACAUGGCAGCGUACCGUUCCUCUGAACUCUAUUCAUACACUCCGUUUGGGUAAUCUAGUCUCUCCGCCUUGGUCCUUUUUGCCGUAA